UUAAGCGUGCCACAGCUUAUUUUAUUGAGGUCUCCUGAGUGUUAUCCUAAAUUUUCCAUUCGAUCCGUAUAAAAGUUUCGGCGAUCCAGACUCGGCAAGGUGGGCGUUCGAAGGCAGAAAGAUCUAUACGUGAGUAAAGUUGAUCCGGGUUCGCCACGCGCCGAGCGUAAACUUUCAGCCGCGACCGCGCCAUCGAUGAAAACAAAGUGGCUGAAAGCAUUUAGAAGCCUAAAGCCGGCUUCCGGUUCAGCACCAGCCGAUAGUCAACCACGUCCAAAUCAAAUGUAUCACGCCGUCUCAACUGUAUUGACCUUAAGGCGCAAUGGAGCCGCCGGUUCAUCAUCACAACCACUGCGUCCCAACGAGGAUGGCAGUCACCAUUUGCAGGAGUACACGUACAAAAAGAUAACCGCCUGCGAUGUUUGCUCACAAAUACUUCGAGGUCACACACGUCAGGGAUUACGCUGUCGCAUCUGUAAAUUAAAUGCGCAUGGCGAUUGCGCAUCACAACUGCCUCGCUGCCAGCCGAAACAGAAGCUGUUACGUCGACAGAAAAGCACAUCGGAGCUAGAGAAUCGCGUCGAUGUCGAGGAAGAAAACAAGAACGAAGAAGGUAUAAGGGCGCCAACGCCGCCACCGCCACUAGCGCCACCAUCUAAAUCCCACCAACAACAACAGCAGCAGCAGCAACAGCAAAUAACCUAUGAAGAACAGGAUGCCUUGCUGGGCUCGCCAAAUGCAAAUCAAACAAUAGGAAAUAGAAAAUUUCGCCAAAAAGUGCCGUUCAUCGAUAGAAUUUCGCAAUUAGCAUCUACGACGGGAACCGGUGUAAUUGCCGCCGGCGCCGACAAAUCCGUCCAAGGUAGCAAUAAAACGGAUGGACCCGAUAUACAGAUAAUGAAUGUGCCCGAUUAUCCGGAACGUACGGGCAUUAUUGGCGGUCCAGGUAGCAGUAGUAGUACGGGUGGCCUGUCGGCGAUAGCAGCUACUGCAGUGGCCGCAGCGCAGCGGGCAGGACGUGGCGUGCGACCACCACCAGUGCCGGUGCCUAUAUUGGGUGUACAAUUGCAGCAACAGGAAUUGGCGCAGCAACGUAGCGGUGGAUUGCCGGUGCCGCAGCAAGAUGUCUCGAGUAGUUCAGCGCCACAUUCACCACGACGUCAAAAGUUAAAUUUACGCAUGAAAUCCCUAAGCCUGGACUCACCGGAAUCAACGGAACUGCACGGUCAAAUGCGUCGGCGUCAACAGCCAGUCAUUGGUACAACAACUGUUGUUGGUGGCGGCGGCAGUGUAUAUUAUCAUGGCGGUUCCGGUGGACAUUUGGAGCAUAGUACACCGCCAUCGAAUAAUAGCCGUUUGCAUUCGCCUUCCAGCCCCUCACAUCAGGGCCGCAAAUUACUCUAUGCCACGCGUGGCAUGCGCGGCGGCAGCGUCGAUCUGCCGGAUGAGAUGGAGAAAUCACAGUCGUCGGCGAGCACCUCACCAUGUCCCUCACCAAAGUCUCACCGUUUAUUGCCCACGAAUUUGUAUGUCGUUUUAUACAAUUUCAAAGCGCGUCACUCCGAUGAAUUGGACUUGAAAGCUGGCUAUAAGGUCACCGUCAUCGACACCUCCGAUCCCGACUGGUGGCAGGGUAAGUUGCUUGGUCGUACCGGUUACUUUCCAUCCAAAUACUGUGUACGUCUAAAUGCCAAUGAGAAACCGUUACAAGUAGUACAUAACCUCCAAGUAUCCGAUGGUGAGCGCGGUGAACUUCAAUUGUUGAGAGAUCAAAUCGUUAUACAGAUUGGCGACGAAGUUAACGGUAUGGUGUUGGUGCGCAAUGGAGAGAACCGUCAGGGCUAUUGCCCUAUUAAGUACCUGCAAGAGGUGUGACAGCCAAAAGAGCCGCCAGUUGAACGUGACAAGCCGCAGAAAUCUUCGCUGUCAUCGAAGCUGUUAGAUAAAACGAAGCGUAGAAUAAGAAUUGUAGUCUCUGAGAAUGGUGGCAGUGGCACGAGUUACAACAAUUUGAGUCGCGAACCCAGCGCACCACCGGCCGAGUAUGGCAUGAAGAAUGUGAAUGUCGAUUACAAUGGCGACUAUGCUGGGGGUCCGGGUAGUGAGUAUUAUGGGAGUUUUGAUGCGGCCGCUGCCAGUGGUAGAAGUAAAAAUGAUAAAAAUUGGGAGAACUGGGAGCGUAUAAGAGAACAAAAAUUAGAGAAGAUGAAAAAUAUUUGCUUUGAAAGUUACCGUCAAUCGAAACGAGAUCGUAUGCAACAAGCUAAACCGAAACCGAAACAACUCGAUCCGACUUGGUAUACAGACAAUAUCUAUUCGAAUCGUUCCGAAGAUCUAGAAGAGGAUUAUGUGCCCGAGUGCCUGAAGUAUGGUACGUAUCGUAAGUUGCGUAACAUUCGCGAACAGGAUGAGUUCUUUGUGGAGGAUAUUUUGGACGAUGUGCCAGCAGAUGUGGGUGGUAAAGGUAAACGUGGCGAAGGUGAAGGUUCACCCGGUUAUGGUAUACACCGUUCAAUUAGCUGUAGAGAAUUUCAAUAUCCAAAAUCCCAGAGUUGUUAUGUGAUGAGUGGUGGUGGCACAGCCAGUUAUGAAGGCACCGGCGGCACCACAUCCAUAUUGAAAAAAACCAAUGUGCCCAAAUCGUAUUCAUUCAGUGCCACAACGUCCAAGACGACACCCUUCGAUGUCAUGGACUAUGAACUGCCGCCGACGAGCGCAACGCGUCGUGACAAACAAGAGGCCUUCCGCAAGUCCGCGGGCUACUACUGCAGCAGCAGCCUCGACGAGAGCACGCUGGCGUAUGCGGCUCACGAAGCGACGGCGUCAUCGCCGCCGCCACCGCCAGCACCGGCGCCACAUCCGUGUUGUGCACGUGAGCACUGCACCAGCGUCAAUUGUCUGCUGGACGAAAUCUAUCCGAGCUAUCCGGCGGCGGCCGGACGUCGCACAUGGCGCAGCCGUGGCACGCCCGUGGGCAUGUAUAGCGCUGGCGCCAGCGGUGGUAGCAACAGGAACCUACAUACCGCCUCCGCCUCCACCACCGCCGAUUGGGUCGAAGAACGGGAACGCGGUAGCCAGCGUGUGGCAGCGGCCUCGCGCUACUCUAUGCACUCAGGUGUUCGCAGUCGUGAGCAUGAACGUGAACGACACAGCGAUCGCGAGUGUGAGCAGCCACCGCCGCCGCCACCAACGGUGAUUUGUUGUUGCGCCGCCGAUGACUAUUGCUACCACCGCCAGCAACAGCGCCAUAUUGCCAGGUCGCGUUCGCGUCUACACUGUCCCGGCCACCAUCCGGCAGCCGAAGAAGAGGAACAUUCACACUGCCGUGCCGUAGCCUACGACACCGAUCUCGAUCAUUUCAUACGUGAUGAACGUGAUCGCCUACUUAUGCAAGAUAAAUUCCUAGACGAAGAUGAACGCUAUCUAUCGAAUGCAGGGCCUAGUUUGCAUUAUACCACACAAUAUCGACGACCAGCGCGUAGUAAGUCUUUGCUCGAAGUACAACCGCCGAGUCGCUAUGAUGAUGACACCUGCUCGGAUUCCACCGAAAUGGAUUUGGAAGACUUUAAUGUUGAUUUAGAAAAAUAUUGGGCUGAAUUGGAUAAACCACCCAGUCCUGUCGAUUUAGACAUGCAACGACGGAAUAUGCAGAGCAAUUUGAAGACGAAAAAUGUCACUGUCGGUUGUUAUAAUAACGGCCAACCCAUCGAUAUGCACGAUCGCGAGCAGGAGCGCAUGAUGAUCAAGAAAUCACUGCUCGAGGGUAUGCCCUCUCCGCCCCAAGUGGAGUCGUCGGCGCCAGACGGCUCCGCAAUUCAUCAUGGCGCCAACAAUUCAAGUGAUUUUCAUUUUUUUGAACAAGGCGGCUCACCCCUACACCGCGCCUACGCCUAUGGUCACAAAGUCUACCCAGUCGCGGAUAACCUGCCCUCAUAUAAAUACAAUAACUUCUACACAGAUCACGAGGUACAAACCAAACAACCCACCACCGGUGGUCAUCAUGCCUCCGCCAGUGGCCAUUCAGCACUCAGUUUAAUCAAUAACAUAUUCUCCAUAUAUAAGCCAAAUAAGUAUUCAGCCCAAAACUGCCAAAUGAAUGUGGAAGCCAAACCUGAGCCUUGCAAAAAAAUGAAUGUACCGACAACACGACGUCCGCUCGGCGCCUCGCAUACCGAUUACAUGCAUUCCAUGAAGCGGCCCAUGCUGGUUAGCACCGAUCAACCGCAAUUUAAAAUUGUGCCCGAAAAGACAGGUCUGAAAAUUACACCGUUAUACGCAUAUGAAGAUUAUAUGGUUGAGAAGCCACAAUCACGGCAUAAAUUUGGUGGCAUGACGCGUCCGGUGGUGCCUCCGCACUGAUGGUGCUGGACCUUUCCUUGGUAUGGCGGUUGUUAAGCGAGCUUGAACUCUGAACUUGGACUUUGGCUGGGGCUGGGACUAGUAGAAGCUAUGU
Messenger RNA from Ceratitis capitata (Mediterranean fruit fly), 4453 nucleotides. RefSeq lists its product as uncharacterized. The transcript is spliced from 13 exons. Gene Ontology annotation, biological process: positive regulation of protein localization to plasma membrane; skeletal muscle contraction; positive regulation of voltage-gated calcium channel activity. Gene Ontology annotation, molecular function: protein binding. The record is from RefSeq and is a predicted model, not a curated record. NCBI's taxonomy places the organism in Eukaryota, Metazoa, Arthropoda, Insecta, Diptera, Tephritidae. Gene Ontology annotation, cellular component: extrinsic component of cytoplasmic side of plasma membrane.